This is a messenger RNA of Caretta caretta (loggerhead turtle), 1778 nucleotides long. The record is from RefSeq and is a predicted model, not a curated record. Lineage: Eukaryota; Metazoa; Chordata; Testudines; Cheloniidae.
UGGCGAAGGCCAGCCAGGAACAAACAGAACUGUCUCAUAGCCCUGAAACCAGGUGCUUUGGGAAAGGGAAAGAGACCACAUAAAGCUGGUUUGGACUGGCACAAAGAGCACCAGGAACAGAGGUUGCGGAAUGGAACACCCCCAAAGGAGCCCAGGACUUAAAACCCUCCUGAGAGCUGGAACAACCCGGAGAGCACAGCAGAUCCUUGGACGGCCUGGGCCCAGGACAGCACUCCCGUCCACCUUCCCUCCUCUCCUCUUCUUCUGAAGUUACACUCCGACUUGGCCAGUCUGGGUCGUGCAUGUAGUUAAAGACAAGCAAUAAUUAAAUGUAAGGCUGCAGUGCAAAGUCUGGGGCUGGUAUACACUACAGGUUUAGGUCGAAUUUAGCAGCAUUAUCUCGAUUUAACCCUGCACCCGUCCACAUGAUGAAGCCUUUUUUUCGACUUAGAGGGCUCUUAAAAUUGGUUUCUUUACUCCCCCCCGAUGAGGGAAUUAGCACUGAAAUCGAUCUUGCCAGGUCGAAUUUGGGGUGCUGUUCAUUCAAUUCGAUGGUAUUGGCCUCCGGGAGCUAUCCCAGAGUGCUCAAUUGUGACUGCUCUGGACGGCGCUCUCAAAAAGGCCCGCAAGGCGAGCUCACCUGCACAGGUCACCAUGCAGAGCUCAUCAUCACAGGAGACCAUGCAGUCCCAGAAUUGCCGAAGAGCUCCAGCAUGGACCGAACGAGAGGUACAGGAUCUGAUUGCUGUAUGGGAAGACGAAUCCGUGCUGGCAGAACUCCGUUCAAAAAGGUGAAAUGCCAAAGUAUUUGAAAAAAUCUCCAAUGUCAUGAAGGACAGAGGCUAUAACAGGGAUCUGCAGCAGUGCCGCUUGAAAAUUAAGGAGCUCAGGCAAGCCUACCAAAAAACCAGAGAGGCAAACAGCCACUCUGGUUCAGAGCCCCAGACAUGCCGCUUCUAUGAGGAGGUGCAUGCCAUUCUAGGGGGUGCAGCCACCACUACCCCAACCCUGUGCUUCGACUCCAUCCAAGGAAUGGGAGGCAACAUGGAAGUGGGUUUUGGAGGCAAAGAAGAUGAGGAGGACGAGGAGGUUGUAGAUAGCUCACAGCAAGGAAGCGGAGAAACUCGUUUCCCCAACAGCCAGGAUCUGUUUAUCACCCUAGACCUGGACCCAGUACCCGCCGAACCCACCAAGGCAGGCUCCCAGACCCUGAAGGCAGAGAAGGGACCUCUGCUGCAUAUGUUUCUCCUUCCCAGAGACUAGCGAAGAUUAGAAGGCAAAAAAACCGCACUCGUGAUGAAAUGUUCUCUGAACUUAUGCUGUCCUCCCACACUGACAGAGCACAGCAAAAUAGGUGGAGGCAGACAAUCUCAGAGUUCAGGAAAACACAAUAUGACCGUGAAGAGAGGUGGCAGGCUGAAGGUGGCAGAUGGCGUCAGCUUGCUGAAAGAAGCUCAGGCUGCUGGAGGAUCAAACUCAUAUGCUUCAGCAUAUGGUUGAGCUGCAGGAAAGGCAAAAGGAGCACAGACCACCGCUACAGCCCCUGUGUAACCAACCAACUUCCUCCCCAAGUUCCAUAGCCUCCUCACCCAGACGCCCAAGAACACAAUGCGGGUGCCUCCGGCCACCCAGCCACUCCACCCCAGAGGAUUGCCCAAGCAACAGAAGGGUGGCAUUCAAAAAGUUUUAAAGCGUGGUGUGGCCUUGACCUUCCCUCCUCCACCACCUCACUCGGUGCUUCCCUCCUCCACCCCCCCUCCCAUGCUACCUUGGCAGUU